Messenger RNA from Purpureocillium takamizusanense, 384 nucleotides. RefSeq names its product ADP/ATP carrier protein. Gene Ontology annotation, cellular component: mitochondrial inner membrane. Gene Ontology annotation, molecular function: ATP:ADP antiporter activity. The transcript has a single exon. The coding region runs from base 1 to 384 and encodes 127 amino acids. The record is from RefSeq and is a predicted model, not a curated record. NCBI's taxonomy places the organism in Eukaryota, Fungi, Ascomycota, Sordariomycetes, Hypocreales, Ophiocordycipitaceae. Gene Ontology annotation, biological process: mitochondrial ADP transmembrane transport; mitochondrial ATP transmembrane transport.
AUGCCCUCUAUCGGCGGCAUCAUCGUCUAUCGUGGGCUGUACUUUGGGUCCUAUGACUCGUUGAAGCCUCUUGUGCUCGUUGGCCCACUUCAGGGCAACUUCUUGGCCUCUUUCCUCCUUGGCUGGUGCGUGACAACUGGCGCCAGCACGCUUGCAUACCCAUUCGAUACGAUUCGUCGCCGCAUGAUGAUGACAUCCGGCGAAGCUGUCAAGUACAAGGGCACUGUGGAUGCGGCACGCCAGAUUCUUGCGGCCAACGGCGUCAAGGCGCUUUUUAACGGCGCGGGAGCGAAUAUCCUCCGUGGCGUGGCUUCGGCCGGGGUGCUUGCUCUUUACGACCAGCUCCAAUAUUUUGCUCUCGGACACGGCGCCAAGACAGGUUAA